AUGCUCUGUAGCUGGGACAGUACCGUGAUUUUGUGGCACGACUCAUAUGCGUUUGAUUCUAAUCGUUGGAUUUUCUUCCAUUCGCAGAGCAUCGCUAGCACGGAAGAAAUGGCGGCCGAGACGUUCCUCUUCACGUCCGAGUCCGUGAACGAGGGCCAUCCCGACAAGCUGUGCGACCAGGUCUCCGACGCCGUCUUGGACGCCUGCUUGGCCCAGGAUCCCGACAGCAAGGUUGCCUGCGAGACCUGCACCAAGACCAACAUGGUCAUGGUCUUUGGCGAGAUCACCACCAAGGCCACCGUCGACUACGAGAAGAUCGUGCGCGACACCUGCCGCAAUAUCGGCUUCAUCUCUGACGACGUCGGUCUUGAUGCCGACCAUUGCAAGGUGCUCGUCAACAUCGAGCAGCAAUCCCCUGACAUUGCCCAGGGUGUUCACGGACACUUCACCAAGCGCCCUGAAGAGAUCGGUGCCGGUGACCAGGGCAUCAUGUUCGGCUACGCCACCGAUGAGACUCCUGAGCUGAUGCCCCUCACCCACAUGCUCGCCACCAAGCUUGGAGCUCGCCUUACCGAGGUCCGCAAGAAUGGCACCUGCGCCUGGCUCAGGCCUGACGGAAAGACCCAGGUCACCAUUGAGUACCUAAACGAGGGUGGUGCCAUGGUGCCUGUUCGUGUGCACACCGUCCUCAUCUCCACACAGCAUGACGAGACCGUCACCAACGACGAGAUUGCCGCAGACCUCAAGGAGCACGUCAUCAAGCCAGUGAUUCCUGGGAAGUACCUCGAUGAGAACACCAUCUUCCACCUGAACCCGUCUGGCCGCUUCGUCAUCGGCGGACCUCACGGUGAUGCCGGUCUCACCGGCCGCAAGAUCAUCAUCGACACCUACGGUGGCUGGGGAGCCCACGGCGGCGGCGCCUUCUCUGGCAAGGACCCGACCAAGGUCGACCGCAGUGGUGCCUACAUUGCCAGGCAGGCUGCCAAGAGCAUCAUCGCCAGUGGUCUCGCACGCCGCUGCAUUGUGCAGAUCUCAUACGCCAUUGGGGUGCCUGAGCCCCUGUCUGUGUUCGUCGACUCCUACGGCACCGGCAAGAUCCCCGACAGGGAGAUCCUCAAGCUCGUGAAGGAGAACUUUGACUUCAGGCCUGGGAUGAUCAGCAUCAACCUGGACUUGAAGAAAGGUGGAAACAGGUUCAUCAAGACCGCUGCUUAUGGUCACUUUGGCCGCGAUGAUGCCGACUUCACCUGGGAGGUGGUGAAGCCCCUCAAGUUCGACAAGGCAUCUGCCUAA
This is a messenger RNA of Triticum turgidum subsp. durum (durum wheat), 1293 nucleotides long. NCBI's taxonomy places the organism in Eukaryota, Viridiplantae, Streptophyta, Magnoliopsida, Poales, Poaceae. The record is from the annotation of a GenBank genome assembly.